AUGAUGCCGUUGCUCGAUAAACUGCUGCCGAGGACGAGGAAACGUUCACGCGACGGUUGUGCCGAGAGGUUGGUGCUGCGGUCCAGUGCGCGAACAUCAGCUGAGAAUGACGGGGACUACGUGCUGUGCCUCGGAGCGGAUCAAGUGCGGAUUCUGUUAUUUCGAGAAUGCGAAUGGCGCGGCCGGAAGUUGCUGUUCGAUUCGAUGACAUUGCAGAAACAGCGAAGUAAGAGCGAAAUCGUUGAGCGGGCGGCGGCGAGCAACAAUGCGGAGGGAAAGUGCGAGGCGCCCUUCAACAUAGGGACUGCUCGCGACCUCGAGCCCGAGAAGACGGCCGAGGAUGACGUGAACCUACUGAGCGAGAUGGUAUUCGGUACCGUGGCUAUGAUGUACAGAGGAUCGUCCUUCAAGGUUCACUCGAUGAAUUCCCCUCCGUGCAUCAUGUGCGCGAAGAUCUUCUCGGCGACGGAGCACGGCACGUGCAAACCGAGCGAGAGGGUAUCGGACGAAGGAUUGGGCCGCUCUGUGCGCGUGGAUUCCGCCUCCAGCAACGCCAGCACGCGAUCCUUUCUGUCCCAGCCAAGCUCCGGCAACUUGUCUGGCAACGACCUGCACGCAACACCGCGGAAGAAUUCGACGUGCUCGAGUCUCGGCAGCGGUUGGGACAUAGAUAUAGCCGCCCCAACGGGGAGUUCGCAGUCGUUGGAGAGUAACGGAUCGUCCGGCAUCGGCAGUCUGUCCAGUCUGCGAAGACGAUGGCUCAGGGCGAUCUCGACCUCCCUCGGCCGAUCAGACUCCGAUGACUCCGCUUUCGGGAUGCAGCACUGGGGCGAGAACGGUAGCGACGGGCGUGAUGGAUAUGCGAAGCGUCACAAAACCAGGUUGGGCUUAGCGAUGCUGGUGCGCCUCGCUCAAGGCCACGAGAGCAAGAUAGAGACGCAGCUUUUGGAGCACAUGGCCCUCUUAGAGGGGAUGCUGGAUCGUUUGCGCUACUUCUGCAUCGAAAUUGGCAACUUCCACGGUUUGGGCUGCAAGGGGAUGCAGCUGACCGACAGGAUAUGCAGGGCGACAUCGCGAUUCGUCGUCUCGCUGCUGCAGGCGCUCCUCAACGUCCAGAGCGACGCCGGUUCGCGCGCUCCUCUGCUCUGGCACGACGUUCUGCUGCACUCCGUGACGGUGAAGGUGAACACUGACACCUUGCGCCGCAGUUUGCACCAGAUGUGUGAGUUAUUCGACGAGCUCGACACGAAGUCGACGAAUUUCUUCCUGAGCACUGUGGUCACCGCCGUGUUAACGUACCACCUCGGCUGGGUCUACACCGUACUGUCCCCGCGCGAUCGUCAAAUGAUGGAGAAACUGGGCAGCUGGUACUCGUGCAAUCCGCUGUGGGCCCAGCUGGGUGACCUAUACGGCGCGUUAGGCAACCCCGCGAAGGUGGCGCACACCGUGAUCGCGGGCGACCCGCGGAAGGGCGAGCUGAUCAACUCCGUCCUGUCGUUUCUGUCGUACUUCAUUCGCAGCGGCGUGAUAGAGAAGCGCCGGGAGUACCGAUGCUCGUCGGAGCGUGACCUGCAAGAGGCGGUCGGCCUGUUGGAGCAGGCUCGCAGCAAGCGGCCGUACCUGUUCAGCGGCAGGAGGUCGACCUGCGCGUUCAACGAACGGGAGACCUCGGGAGGCCUCGUCAGGCGAGGCGACGGCGAGUCGCGCAAACCGCCGUCGAUACGAUCGCCCGACGGCGGAACCGACGUUAACGCGCCGCGUUACAUCGCCGUAUCGCGGUAUCCUGCGGAACGGCCAAGGAUCUCGCGCUCCGACAGCCCCUUCAAGCGCAGCGGCACCGUGAAAUCCGACCUUGACGCGCUGAUGACGAAGUCGUCGGCCGAGGCGACGGACCUCAAGCUGCCGACGAAGCGGGCGUCGCGCGAGUCGCGUGACGCAAGUAAAUACGAAUCGCUGUCGGACGAUCGAUCCGACGAGGGUCUCGCGUCCAGCAAGGUGAAGAUAAUCGUGAGCGAGAUCGGUGAGCCGCAGGAGGACACCCUGGCGAAGGAGUCCCAGCGAGACCACCCGUCGCAGUAUCCACGGACGAGCUUCGGGAAGAAGCUGGACGCCGACGCCGAGGAGAGUCUCGCGACCGGCCAUAACGUGCACCCACUGAAGAUGUACUUCAGCCGGCCCGAGUACCCGCUCAACGCGGAGGGCGAAUUCGCGGCCGACGAGGGUAAGGAGUCCUCGCCGCAGGUCUUCUUCACUCUCGGCGGCGGCGAGGACAAGUCCGCGAAGGCGUCGCGGCUCGGCGGCAGCAACUGCCAGUGCUCGUACACGUUCACAAGGGUGCCGAGCACAUCGGCGCAGCUGCCGGAAGGCGUGCUGCGUAAGAUCAUCCAGCGGAACUUCCCCGAAUCGUCCAAGAGCAUGGAACCGCCGCCGGGCGCGAGGUCCGUAGGCUUCUGCCUGAGGUGCAACGGGCAGGGUUACGCGCAGGAUUACGACGGCAGCAAGCAGGUGCUGGAGACGCCGACGAACGCGACGGAGGUGUUGCGCACGUGCGGCAGCUCCGUCGGCGACCGUAACGUCGUCCGGAUGUCGAAGUCCAGCAGCCUGGAGGCCCUGAUGGAAGCCAACAGCGUCGUAGAACUGCCGAUGCCGAGAUCAAGGAAAAUCUCGUCGAGCAAAACUGGUUCAGCCGAGGAGAUGGGUUUCACGAGGACCCUCCUGCAGAAUAGGAUAACGAAUGACGAGACAAACGUCCUGGACACGGGCUACACGUGGGGCUUGGUGCUGCAGGGCAUGAUUAAGAAGAAGAAGAGGAGAAAAAAGAAGUCGGCGGAUGAGACCGACAAAAGCGAGACCGAGCCGCGGGAGAACUGGUGGUCGUGUAUGCGCGAGGAGGUCGCGGCUAGCGCUCGCUUCCCGACGAUCGAUCAGCCAGUUGCUGAAGCGCUGUGCGUGCUAGCCGACCUGGACACAUGGCACGUCGGCAUCUUAUCGAAUAAUGCGCCUUGGCAAAACCCGCCCUUGCCGGUGGGCAUGUCGCGCCUCGUGUCGAAUAUGUUGGAAUCUUUCGCUUACGUGUGGCGAAAAUAUCACUCCCCUACUUACUGCGUGGCGAUCUUGGAGGCCAAACUGAGGGAACUGUGGUUGAGGAGCGAGGCCUUGGCAGAGAUGAUGAUGUCCGUGGAGGAGUGCGACGCCAACGUGAAUAGCCUGACCAACGCUCUCGAUCUCGACGCGGCCGACAUACCGCUGCUGCUCGCUGUAGCGACCACUCACUCACCGGAGAUAGCGCAACGAUACGGCCUUACGCUAACGUAAAUCCGUUCGAUCGUGCCUCACGCAGGUUUCCUCCCCGACGGUUGUUCCGUUGUCGAGAAAAAGAAAAUAAGUACUUCCUCCGUAGCGCGUAUCGACAGCGUGUAACCGAUACUUGCCACCCAGUAAGCAAGAAACAUCAAAUCAACCUUUUAAAACAGUGAUUUUAUGUGGAUUUUGUAGGCACUUUUGACAUAAUAUGUUUGACAUAAUAUUACAUUUUGACGUAAUUUUUUACAUAAUAUUUUAUUAUAAUUAAAAUCAUUAUGCUUUCAAACCGUUACUGUCUUGAUAAUAUUAUAUUUUUUUAAUUACGGUGUAGAAACAUUAUUUUUAAUAUUUCAGUCAAAAUAUUGUCGACAGUAACGUCGUAUACAGCAUUAAGAAUUUCAUAUUUGAAAACGUUACAUGUUAUAAAAUAUUGUUGUAAUAACGUUAUGUUGACGAUUUCUCGCUUACCGGGUAGAUACUCUCUUGAAGUGUUCGCCGAGGCUUUUGAUUCGAGCCAAAGGGAACUAAUCUGAUGUUUUCUCCACCGAGUACAUAGCGCAAUCUACAGAAUAAAUAGCGAUGUAUUCGAUCAUAAAUUAAAUCACCGCGAAGCAUGCUACAGGACACGCUAUGGUUUAGUCGCACGUUCGCAGCCACGGUGCGUCGCAGCGUUUCGAGCGUAGUGAGCUACGCGUCUCUCAUUAAGCCUAAUUAAUAUAAUAAUAAUAAUGUGUAUUCGAUUUUUUACACGACUCAUGUGAGCUUGCCGUUGUAUGUGCACUCGAUCCGAGUGAAUAAUAAAGUCUGAAUGAGCUUUUUUA
Messenger RNA from Dinoponera quadriceps, 4124 nucleotides. RefSeq names its product folliculin-interacting protein 2. Bases 1 to 3315 code for a protein of 1104 amino acids. The record is from RefSeq and is a predicted model, not a curated record. Gene Ontology annotation, molecular function: protein-folding chaperone binding; ATPase inhibitor activity. NCBI's taxonomy places the organism in Eukaryota, Metazoa, Arthropoda, Insecta, Hymenoptera, Formicidae. Gene Ontology annotation, cellular component: cytoplasm. The transcript has 12 exons.